Molecule: messenger RNA, 860 nt
Organism: Durusdinium trenchii
Lineage: Eukaryota; Dinophyceae; Suessiales; Symbiodiniaceae
Source: the annotation of a GenBank genome assembly
CACUUGGCAACCUAACCCUUCUGAAGAAAGUCAACAUGAGAACGCUCGUUCGUUAGUCUAUGGCACAAUGCUCCUCAAUGCAGAUGGCGGCUUUUCACAUCAACGACAAGGCGAAUGGCUGCCAAAGCUUGGCACUCGCUCUGAGGGUAGAUGACCAUUCAUCAGGCCAGCUGGCGGAAGUCUUUCGCAGGGCAGUCCUCCUUGCCCAGGACUUCGGGCCUUGCGAAUCCUGGGAGGCGAAGGAGGCCACCUCGAGGUUUCCAGAGCUCACCUUCCCGGAGCCGUGGUCGAGUUCGCACUGGAGCCUUGCAGCUGUCCGCGGGCGCUUUUUUGGCCUGGGCUUCGGGUCCAACCGCAAAAUCCGCAAUCAGCUCAUGCAUCUAGCAGCAGCGCUUCACGCAGCUGCUGCUAUUUUUACCAGGCCGAGCUGGGAUGGCCUCUUACAGCAGCUUGCCGCAGAGGCAGCGGAGCUUGUCCGAGCGGAGCAAGCACAGAGGGGAGCUGCUCCGGAGACAUCAGGCGGGCCCAGUGCUUCAGAGCCUGCCCACAGCUCUGCAACUUUGCAGCAGGAGCCGACUUUGCCUGAGCGUUUUGGGUCUCCGGAGCCUGCACCGACGCCUUUGACUCUCAUCAAGACUCGGGAGGGCAAGAGUGACGGUGAAUUGGCACUGCGUGUGAUGGUAUCACGCGCCAGCAAGGACCGUACUGUGGGAUCCGCGAGCCCAGGCCAAACUGUGCUGCUUUUUGAUCACGUACGUGGGCCUGCCUUGAUGAGAAGGCUGAAGAUUGAGCAAGGGUGCAUUUUGCGAUCCAAACUACGGUUUGGUUUCUGAUGAUGGCUUUUAGGGCUCAGACGCAAA